Molecule: messenger RNA, 1125 nt
Organism: Ixodes scapularis (black-legged tick)
Lineage: Eukaryota; Metazoa; Arthropoda; Arachnida; Ixodida; Ixodidae
Product: actin
Exons: 3
Coding region: 1-1125 (374 amino acids)
Biological process (GO): mitotic cytokinesis
Source: RefSeq, a predicted model, not a curated record
AUGACCACUGUGAUCAUAGACAACGGCUCAGGCACAUGUAAAGCCGGUUUCCUCAGUGACGACAUCCCGAGGGUUGUCUUCCCGUCAUGCGUCGGAACUCCCGACAAAACCAAAGUGCUGCCUGGAGCCGGACAGAAGGAGUACGCCGUUGGGGACGACGCCCUGCUCAGAGGCGACGUCCUUGCCGUCAAGGACACCAUCGAGCGCGGCCUGGUGACCGACUGGGACGACAUGGAGAAGAUCUGGCACUUCACCUUCUACAACCAGCUCCGUGUGCUUCCCGAAGAGCACCCGGUGCUCGUGACCGAUGCCCCCCUCAGCUCCAAGGGUGACCGGGAGAAGAUGGUUCAGAUCUUGUUCGAGAAGUUUAGCGCUCCUUCGGUCUACGUGGCCUCCCAGGCCGAGCUCGCCAUGUUCCAGACGGGCAAGAAGACAGGAGUCCUGCUGGACUGCGGGGACGGCAUCACGCACGCGGUGCCCAUUCUCGAGGGCAAGCCCGUGACCGACGCCAUUGUUAGACUGGAGCUUGCUGGCAGGGACCUGACGGAGUACCUGAUCAAGUUCCUUACGACCAAGGGCCAUAGCUUCGCCACACCCAUUGAUCGGGAUGUCGUCCGGGAGAUGAAGGAAAGGCUGUGCUACGUGGCCGCGGACUUUAAGCAGGAAUCAACCAAGUCCACGUCCGCCCACGAGGAGUCGUACAAACGUCCCGGAGGUCAGCUCAUUCGAAUUGGCAACGAGAGGUUCGGUUGCCCAGAGGGCCUGUUCCAGCCCUCCCUCCUGGGUCUGAAGGUACCGAGCUUCCAGGAGACCGUGGUCAGCGCCAUCACGAAGUGCGACGAGAACACCCGCAAGAGCAUGAAGGACAUCAUCCUGUCCGGAGGCACCACCAUGUGCCCUGGCUUCGAGACGCGUCUCCAGAAAGAGGUGUCCACGCUCCUGGCGCCCUCCGGCCUCAAGGUCAACAUCGUCGCUCGACCCGAGCGCAAGUACUCGGUCUGGAUCGGCGGCGCCAGGUUUGCGGCCAAGACCAACUUCUACACUCUGCGGUUCAACAAGAAGGAGUAUGAGGAGUCGGGCGCCAGCGCGUUGCACAAAAAGUGCUAUCCAGGAUUUGCGGCGUAA